Messenger RNA from Stylophora pistillata, 3395 nucleotides. RefSeq lists its product as uncharacterized. The record is from RefSeq and is a predicted model, not a curated record. Gene Ontology annotation, molecular function: GTP binding; GTPase activity. NCBI's taxonomy places the organism in Eukaryota, Metazoa, Cnidaria, Anthozoa, Scleractinia, Pocilloporidae.
GUGACAAAUGAGCCUAGAUCCUCCCAGGGAAGACUUCUUUAUAUAGCGCGCCUUCGUGUUUUAGGUCCCUUUUAGGGAGCCCUGUCGACACCCGCAGAAUUACUUCGGAAAUGUGAACGAUCUGCGUUUCCGUAUAAUUUCGGAAGGUCGCUAUCAAUUGGUCUGCCGUCGACAUAUCGAUUUGGUUGCAUGAGAAUGAGUGAUUCAUUACCCACGACUAAAUAUGGCUGUGACCAUUACUAAGUUAACUCUUACUGACGACCACACUUCAAGAACUGCUGCUGAAGUGUUGUCGAGCUUGCAGCUUGACCAAGGUUCACCGGACGCUAAACAGAAAUGCGAUAUGCUAUUGAGAGACCUUGAUUUUCCAAGUGAACAUCAAAACGAAGAGGACUACAGUCAGUUUGUUUUGAAUAGCCGGUGUUUAAUACUGGGUGACUCUAGGGUUGGAAAGACGAGCUUAGUGAAGUCUCUCACUAAAAAGCCGUUUGACGUUGAAGAGCCAAGUACAUUUGGAGUCCACACAAACUCAGUAGACCGGGAGUGGCAAAGUGCGAGCCUCGCGUUCGGAAGUUUUUCUCGAUUCGGAAAAUCUGUUCGUUCCUUAACAGCUCUAAUUUCAUCUAAAGGAUACGUAGCUUUUGAAGAAGUAUACGUAACAUCGAAAGUGUCUUUUUAUGUGAUUUGGUCACUGUAUUUGUUUUUGUUAGUGCUGUUAUGGCAGUUAGAGGAUCCAGAUAUUCUUGUGAUAGUGACACACAUUGCAAUUUUUUUUGGCACUCCGCCUCCAUGCUCUCUUCAAUGCCCUUUUCAUUUUACAAUAGGUCUCAUGUUUGCUCAAUUGGUAGGCGGUGUUUUCAGAGGGAUCAACUGUGGCUUGGUAGGGUUAUCAUGUGUUGGACAUUUAACUUCGAUUUAUUACAAAUUUAUAGUGUAUAUUGUACGCCUUUUUUACCUUAGUCCCCUCACUGGCAAAUGUAUUGACUACUUCCUUGGACCCCUAAAGGAGGAAUGGUUGCGCUCACAUUUUGAAAGGUAUCAGGAUAAUAUAGAAAUUCCCCUUCCGGGACAAUUGAAAAUCUACAAUUGCAGACAGGUUAUCCCUCCAGGUUUAUUUUAUCAUGUAGGUUCUUUGAUUAACGGCAUUGGUUUAGGUUUCUGUGCUGACUUGUUGAUGGAUAUGUCUUUCCUGAGUCAUUGUGAAUUUCUUCAUUACUUAACUAUGCUGUGUUUUGGUCUAUCAGUUAUUUGGUUCAUUCAUUCAUUGUGCAAGGGAAGCCAUUUCAUAGAGGGAAUUGUCAGCCCAAUUAUAUCUAUUUGUGUAAUUGAAAAUAUGCUGUAUGGAUGGAGAUCAUCUUUUUCUAUGCUGCUAUAUGUAGCAAUUUUUGUAGGAUGUGCCUGCUGUGCAGUAAUUUCCAAUAGAAAUUUUGUAUCAAACUUUCUUACACAUAGCUACAAAGUUGUCUCUGUACAAAAGGUAACAUUAAAUUACCCAGAGUUAAAAAAAGCUCUCAAUGCGAAGUUUUCACAUCUAACAUUGGGCAUUCUUGACUUUGGAGGGGAUUAUAAUGAACACUUUGCAUACCAUCAUCUCUUCUACAGAAAUCAAACAAUGUAUGUUGUUGUCUUUAACUUGGCACAUAUUGCUGCUGACAAUUUCUAUGACAUAGAAACAAAAAUCCGAAGAAUUUGUUUCUGGUUGGAAUCCAUCCAUGGCAGAGUAGCACCAAAGACACCAAUCUUUCUUGUUGGUACACACAGAGGAAACAUGAGUAAAGCGUGCCUUGGUAAUUUGGAUAAACACCUGCAGCAGAGCCUUUGGCAAACCUAUGAUCUGGUGAUGAAUGAAGAAGAUAAGUUAAUGUAUUUUCCUGUUGAAAACAAGUAUGGAAUUCAUGAUAGAGGAAUUAAAAAUCUUCAAAGGACAAUGAUACACAUAGCAGAGGAAUACCAGAGUGUGUUGGGAUGCACAAUUCCAUUUUCUUGGAUUAAAAUUCAAGAUGCAAUCAUUAAUUCAUGGAAAAACCAUAAAGCAAAGUUCUGUGUAUCCCUAGAGCAUUUUCCAACUUCAUUUAGUGACUUUAUUUGCAGCAACUGGUCCAAGGAAACUUUUAAGUAUUUUCAUGAGAAAGGCCUUGUGAUUUACAUUGACAAAGGUGAGAAUUCAGUGAUCUCUAAGUGGGUUCUUCUGAAGCCAUCACUUCUAGUUGACAUCACAAUUCAGCUGAUCACUCCUAGGACAGAUGAUGAAUUAUUUUCACAACAUGGAUUCAGGCGUGAGUGGACAUUGCUACACAACAAAGGAAUGCUUACAAAUUCCCUUUUAAGGCACAUUCUCACUAGAAUCCAAGAAAAUGAAGUAGCAAUGACAGGCUUUCUGGAGAAAUAUGGCAUUAUUUGUCCUCUAUUUUACAGUCAUCACAUUACCAAUGAUAUGAAAGAGGCAAAAGUCACACAUUUUGUCCCUGCACUGCUUCCAGUUUCAGCGAAUGUGAACACACCAGUUUGGAAUGAUCAUCCCACGGAUAAGAGGUUCUACGUGUUCUUUGAGAAAUUCCUACCUGAGCUUCUUUUCCACUGUUUAUUAUCACGUGCUCACCAACUUAGCAUAGAAUCAUUUCGUAAGGGCCAGACUUUCAUUAGCAGAAACGUUGGCAGGUUUUGGUUGACACCCACUCAACCCUGCAGGCUUCUGCAUCUCAAGGAAGAGAAUAUGAUUGAAGUGAUGUUUAGCCACAGAUGUAAAGCAACAGAUAUGCAUCCUGCAGAUGUGUUGGUUCAGGUGUUUGGCAUGGUCCAAGGGAUCUGUCAGGGGCACUUCCCUUACACCAAGUUCCACUGUGGUCCUGCUUGUCCAUCAGAGAGGUGUCCUGGGUAUCAACAAGACUACAUAUCUCAUCCAGGUGUCCAAACAUCAAUCCCUAGACGACAUGUUAUUCACGUGUUACCAAGUGAAAACUCUUCAUUUUACUGUGCCUAUCAAAAUUUUGAAAGUGAUCUGAAGGAGUGGAGAGUGUUAGGUGGACUAAGAAAUGAACAUGCCUAACAGUUCAAUAGAGAGGAUCAAGAAGAGUGGAUACAAGUUCCUUAUUCCCUGGCAGCUUUGUACUCAUAUUUGUUAUAGUUUUUUACUUAGAUGAAGUGUAACAUAUGUAUUCAUAUCCUGUUGUGACUUUUUAAGGGGGUCAUAAUGUUUAGACCAAUGUUGCAUUACAUUGUACAAUAGGAAGAGUUUCAUCCUCUCUUAGUAUGACUUUGAACAUGAAAAUAAGAGUAGUUGGACUUUCAUUAACAGAAUCUUGCCCAGCCUUUGUGCACCCACUUAACUUAUCAUGUACAGCCCUGGUUAGGGAGGAUUUUAUAUGUUUAAUUAAAGGUGGUCAAUCAACUUCUGA